AUGAGCGAAACGGACGUAUUGAAACGGAGCCGUGUAGAUGUGGAGCAUCCGGUGCGCAGAGGACGUGUUGGUCCUUAUACAUUACCGGAGAAGCAAGCUUUGAUCGACCUGGUUACUCAGACACGGAACAGUCUUCGUAACAUCCCCACACAGAUGACUGCUGAUCAGUACAAACAGAUAUGGGUGAAUAUCUCCAACUGUAUGCACGCGAAAGGUUGGCCGAAAAGGCCUUGGAAAGGUUUACGAUUGAAAGCACAACAGAUGUUGUCCUCUUCUGUGGAGAAUGGAUACAUGCGUUCGUUUGAAGGGAGCCCUCCGACUUCUCAUGUUGGAUCGUGUCCAGCUUUGUGUCCAGGUGUUGCUGUCACUGUGUCAUCUUCGUCGAACGUGUCGUCAUCGGUCGUUUCCACUCCACCACCACUACUUUCUUCGUCUGAGGCGUCAGCAGAGACUGUGAUGCGUUUGACGAACUCGCGAUGUGUCAAUUCGGUCACGUCAGGCAAUGAUGCAGGCGGUCCACUAAUCGUCAAUGUUUGUUCAAGAGCUGUGAACGGCUCAGAAACUGUGCAUAAACCAGUUACAACGGAGCAGUCAUCUUUGCCAAUCACAUCAUCAACAGCUGAUGGUUAUCGAGUGCUUGAGGUUCCUAAUAACGAUUUGAUCCUUGGUGGAGAUCGAAUCGAACUUCUCGAUUCGAGUGAUGACGAAUCGGAUGACACGGUCCGAGACGAUCAGCGCAUGGAUCCGCACAAAUCUGUUCAGCAAGAUACUCCGAAUGUGGCGAAUGCUUAUACCGCAAUGGUUCCACGGAGGUACGUUUUAUUUUGA
Messenger RNA from Echinostoma caproni, 828 nucleotides. The record is from the annotation of a GenBank genome assembly. NCBI's taxonomy places the organism in Eukaryota, Metazoa, Platyhelminthes, Trematoda, Plagiorchiida, Echinostomatidae.